UUUUAUUUUAUUUUAUUCUAUUCAAUUCUAUUCUAUUAUACUAAGAUCUUGUUCAUGAUUUUCUGAAGAAUUAAAUGUUACACAUGAAUUUAUCUAUUACAAACAUUUUUAGAGGUUUGAAGAGUACAAAAUGUGUGCUUCAGAAAAAAGCACACGUGUUAUUAUUCCGUGAUGUAAACAAGCAAGUAAGAUAUAAAAGCACAAUGACAAGACCUAAAGCUAUCGAAACCAAUAAAUAUCGACGAUCAGAGGAAUCAAUUGGAUUAUAUGGAUAUAGCUUAUUGAGUGUACCUAUUGCUGCUUUUGCCCUUGGCACAUGGCAAAUUAAAAGAUGGCAAUGGAAGCUGAAUUUAAUAGAAAAACUAAAACAACGUACUUCAACAGAACCAAUAAAUCUGCCAUCCGACUUAGAUGAACUGAAGAAUAAAGAAUAUUAUCCUGUAAAGGUAAAGGGUAAAUUUCUAUAUGAAAAGGAAUUUCUGAUAGGGCCUAGAAGUCUUAUUCUAAAUGGAGAGGCUGUCAGUGAAAGAGGCGGUGGAGUAUUUUCUAGUAAAUCAAACACAGGAUAUUAUGUGAUUACGCCUUUCGAGAUAGAAAAUCGAGGCUUGACUAUUAUGGUGAAUCGUGGAUGGAUUCCUAAAAAUGAUCGCUCAACGUUUAAAAUGGACAAUAAGAUUACAGAUUCUAUAGAAAUUGUCGGUAUUGUUAGAACAGCAGAAAAGCGACCACCAUUUAUACCUGACAAUGCUCCUGCGAAAGGAGUAUGGUAUUACAGAGAUUUAGAUGCUAUGGCAAAGAUGGCAGCCACAGAGCCUGUAUAUAUAGAAUUACUGUUCGGAUAUGGUACAUCCCAUGGUCCUAUUGGUGGCCAAACUAAGGUAACUUUAAGGAACGAGCAUUUAAGUUAUAUAAUCACUUGGUACACGUUGUCUGCAAUCACAAGUUACAUGUGGUUGAGACAGUUUGUGCAGAAAUUACCUCUUUUGUAAUAAUAUUUCUUAGAUAUCUAUCUGACACAUAUAAAAAAAUGUAAAAAUCAGAAUAUAGAAAUUUAGUUAUACAUUGUUAUAGAGUAAAUUUAUUUUUUGAUUACAUGCCAUAUUUUCAUUGUUCUAUUUUGCAUUAUGGAAGGAAAAAUUUAAAAAGGUAAUGAAUUUUGAUUUGCGCAAAACAGGUAUAGAAUUGGGAAAGAAAUUAUAGUUUGUAGAAUUAUUUAUUUUAAUCACUGUGAUCCAUCUCUCAUAUAAGAGAAAUAUCAUAUAAAUGUUCUCUCAAGGAAAAAAAUGUAAAUUUCUGUCAUUGAUAGUAACAAUAAUGGUGAUCAUCACUUCAAAUCAUCACUAAUAAAAUUGUUAACGAGGUUGUAGUACACACAAUAUACUUCCAUGAAGUUAGCAUAAAA
Molecule: messenger RNA, 1402 nt
Organism: Linepithema humile (Argentine ant)
Lineage: Eukaryota; Metazoa; Arthropoda; Insecta; Hymenoptera; Formicidae
Gene: Surf1
Product: surfeit locus protein 1
Biological process (GO): mitochondrial respiratory chain complex IV assembly
Cellular component (GO): mitochondrion; membrane
Source: RefSeq, a predicted model, not a curated record